AUGCUUAGGAGAUCAAUUUGCCAAUUUUACAAAAAUUGCCAAGAAGCAAUAUCAGACAUACCUUCAGGCUCUUCUAUUGCAGUAGGCGGGUUCGGCACAAGUGGAGUCCCUGAAAACUUGCUUAAAGCUUUAAGCAAAAAACCAGUUUCAGGCUUAAAAUUCAUGAGCAUAGACUGCACAAUUGAUAACUAUGGCAUCGACUGAGUUUUAAAAAACAAGCAAAUUUCCCACCUUACCGUCUCAUUUGUUGGAGACAGCCAAAACUUCCAAAAACAAUUUUUUGACGGAACUCUUUCCGUCGAUUUCACACCUAUGGGAACUCUUGUAGAAAAAUUCCGAACAGGAGGUGCAGGAAUCCCUGCAUUUUACACAAAAACAGGCACAAAAACCCCUUAUGUCAGUGGUCUCCCAAAACGUUAUAAACCUGGAGGCCUUGAAGUCGCUGAAUACAGCCUUCCUAAAGACACAAAAAUGUUUAAUAACAGAGAAUACAUACUAGAGCCUUCCCUAAAUGCAGAUUUUGCCUUCAUAAAAGCCUGAAAAGGCGACAAAUUAGGAAAUUUAGUAUUUAAAGGCAACUCCCAAAACUCCAACCCAGACGUUGCCAAAUGUGCAAAAAUCGCUAUAGCAGAGGUAGAAGAACUGGUAGAGCCUGGAGAAAUUGACCCAAAGCACGUCCAUUUGCCUGGCGUUUACGUUGAUAGAAUAGUAAAUCCACCAGUUUAUAUAAAGCCAAUUUUACAUUUGAAGCAUAAAUCUGAUUUUGAGGUUUCUGCAGCUGAAAAUCUUAUAUUGACAAGGGCAGCUAAAGAAAUUAAAUCAGGGAUGAUUGUAAAUUUAGGCGUUGGGCUACCUGUUUUUCUCCAAAAAUACUUGCAAGACAAAAAUAUUAUUCUUCAGUCAGAAAAUGGCCUGCUAGGAGUUGGAGACUACCCAGAGCCAGGUCAGGAAGACCCUGAUUUGAUUAACCCUGCAAAAGAAACUAUUACAAUGAACCCAGGAGCUGCGCUUUUUGAAAGCUCUGAAAGUUUUGCUAUGAUCAGAGGAUCGCAUAUUGACGUUAGUAACCUUCUGUCUUUCAAAGCUGGAGCCAAAAGGCAAGGAGGAGGCACAGGAUGUCCCAUAGCGUCAGGGGGUCGAAGGGAGAGCAAGAUAAUAACGAUCCCUUUCUAGCAGGAAGAAUAAUAUCAGCUGGACCCAGCUUGAUCGACGGUUUCGCAUAGAGGAUAAACCCUCGAGGGAGUCUUUUGGUGGCUGCGCAGAAGCCUAUCUGCAAUUAAAUUUAAGUUUAAGACGUUAGUAUCCUCGGGGCUUUGCAAGUCUCCUUAAAUUGUGACAUUGCAAGUUGAAUGAUCCCAGGAAAACUAAUCCGAGGAAUGGGCGGCGCUAUGGACUUGGUAGGGUCUGAUUCAAGAAAAAUAGUGACUAUGGUGCACAGCUUUAAGGAUCAGUCAAAAAUUGUGGAAAAGUGCAGCUAUCCUCUAACAGGGACUAAUAUAAGUAUGCUGAUAACUGAGCUUGGAGUGUUUGAAAAUAGAGAAGGGAAGCUUACAUUAAUUGAAUUAAUGCCAGGGGUAGAUUUGGAGCUUAUUCAGGCAAAAACAAAAUGCAAGUUUGAGACUUGCUCAAGCUUGAAAAGUGUAGGACAAACUUAA
Molecule: messenger RNA, 1655 nt
Organism: Blepharisma stoltei
Lineage: Eukaryota; Ciliophora; Heterotrichea; Heterotrichida; Blepharismidae
Source: the annotation of a GenBank genome assembly